Porites lobata is the source of this 8949-nucleotide messenger RNA. NCBI's taxonomy places the organism in Eukaryota, Metazoa, Cnidaria, Anthozoa, Scleractinia, Poritidae. The record is from the annotation of a GenBank genome assembly.
GGCAAAUGCCUUCAGGCAUUCAGAACGCUCAGCGCUGGUUCGGUUUCGCUUCCCUUGGGGACAAUUUUAAAAACUUAUUGUAAACAAAAUAGAAGAUUUUCGGUAGCAAUUAUAAUUAUUGCUAUUAUGGUAACCCCAUUUCUUGUCAACUAUUUGAACGGAGCAAGAGUUCUUACACAGCAAGUGCUCUCCAGGCACAAUUCUCUAGAAGGUACAGAGAUCAUUUUAUUUGUUUGUUUGUUUCAGUAAGCUUAUCUUCAAAUUAUCACCGGGAUAUUUAUAGUCCCGUAUCCUAUGUAACCAAUCGAAUCAAUAGAUUAAGUAAGCUAUCGCAAUCUCUUAUUCUGUAGCCAAAUUAGAUAAAUCAAGGUCACAGCCUGAGUAUAUCAUAAUAGGAAAAAGUAGCUGAUUUUUUUCUGGAUUUGACUGGAUGGGAAUUCAUCAUUUUCACAUAGGCCAUAAUGCACCUUGUUUACCCCCCAAAAUUUUGCAUAACCAUCGUCUUCGAUUUCUCUUGGGGUGACUGCAAUACCCAGGAGAAUUGGAAACAACUGUUAUGCAAAAUUUUGGGGGAUGAAUAAAACAAGAAAGGUGCAUUAUGGUCUAUGAUAAACGUGAGGCACUGCUGCCACAGCCUUACCCAAAAUCCCCUUUAGUUCCCCCAGGCAUUCAACAUGGACACAGCAUGAUAAUUAUUAGACUGUUCACAGUCCCCUAUUUUUCCGUGAGAUCGUCGAGAUCGAGGGCGUCUUACCAUUAAUGGCGGCCAUCUUGAUUUUCAGUUGUACCGAGUCUAACCUGGGGAUGACUAUCAAAUCUACUUAGGGGGCGGGGGACAGUUUGGGAGGAGGCGAGAAAAAUAGCCCCCCACCCACUAGAGCUAUAAUCCCUGACGCCUGCUUAGACGCCCGGCCCCUCGGUACAUCUAAAAAUCAAGAUGGCCGCCAUUAACGGUAAGAUGCGCUCGAUCUCAACGAUCACACGGAAAAAUAGGGGACUGUGAACAGUCUAGAUAAUUAUGACUAAAAAGAAGACCCACGAUAACCAGGCAUGAAGAGCAGGAAAAUGCAGCAAAUUAGGCUAUUAUACUCUCUCUGACCUUCUUCGCUGCGAAAACAAGCAGCAAAUAAGCAGGGGCAAUUUAAAAGAGCUCGUAGAUUUGAGCACUAAUGUAUGUAUGGUAUAUUGUUUGUGUUACUGCACCUUAGAGUAUCCCAACUGUCAAGGACAAGUUGCCAUCGUGACUGGAGGAAAUAAAGGUAUUGGUCUUGAGACAGUCAGAGGACUUUGCAGUGCAGAUGUAACUGUCAUAAUGGGUAUGUAUUAAUUCUCGCAAAAGCAAGUUUACAAUCUUUUUGUGCCCGAAGUGCACAAAGCAUGCGAGCAGUGCGUGAGCUGCGCAUGGUCUUAGCGGAAAGCAAAGUUGUUCGGCCCAUAUAGGUUGAUUCUCAAUUUCCUUUGUCUUUUAUGGCUAGGAGACAUCACACGAAAUUGAAAAUCGACCUAGGUUAAAUCAAAAUUAACCUGAAAUCAAAUUUGACAUUAGAUGUCUAACAUCAGACAUCUGACAUCAGACAUCUGAUAUCAGACAUCUGACAUCAGACGUCUCAUAACAGACAUGCGACAUCAGACGUCUAACAUCAGACAUGUGAUGACAGACGUCCAACAUCAGACAUCAGACAGUUAGACGUUUGAUAUCAGACACCUGACAUCAGACAUCCUAUGAACGACAUCAAAUAUCAGACGUCUGAUAUCAGACAUCUGUUAUCAGACGUCUGAUAUUAGAAAUCUGACAUUAGAUGUCUAACAUCUGACAUCAGACGUCUGAUAUCAGACAUCUGACGUCAGACGUCUCAUAACAGACAUGCGACAUCAGAUGUCUAACAUCACACAUGUGAUGACAGACGUCUGAUAUCAGACAUCUGACAUCAGACAUAUAACAUCAGACAUCUGAUGACACACAUCUAACAUCAGACGUCUGGUGUCAGAUGACUCCUAUCAUGUAUUUUGAGUGAAGAUGACAAUCUGACUUUGGGGUAUCCAUUCUAGUCACCACCAUUCAUAAUCAUAAGUCAUGAUCACUUUCAUAAUCCUUAUGAACUGCAUCCCCAGUGAUAUUUGCUACAUGUAAUUUCUACUGUUAUAAACAAUAGUAAUUGUAAGUGUUAUUAUAAUGUACAAAUCAGAACAACUACUCUCAUUGUUCACUUAGCAAUAAAUAUGUUUUCUCCAAUAACCAGUGUUUACUUGUUAUUUUUGCUAAAGCAUUACUCCUGUUAUUUCAUCCACUCAUUAAUUUUAAUAGUCCUUGCAUGCAAUAUCGAAAACAACUACAUCUGCAUAUGGCCCCUGUUGUUCAAAUGGGAUUAGUGUUCAGUGUGCAAAGAAAAUAGUGUGUGAUAGCCCUGGGCUAGUGGAUUUUGCUAUCGGGCAAGUCAAUUCUGUUCUUAACUUGCCUGACAGACAAGUGAAGUAUUUUGAGGAAUUCAACUUACAGAAUUUAAGAACUGUGAAAUCAAUUCUACUCAUCAAAAAAUUUGGGGGGCUAGUUGAAAUGACGUUUGGGCUAGUAAAUGCUAGCUUCAGCUUGCCCGAAUGGCAAGCUGUAAAAAUGACUUUCUUUGCACCCGUUUGCUAUCCACUGGAUAAAUUACUACCCAGCAGUUAAGUAUUAACAGGAAAGCAAUUGCGUUAUCCACCAAAAAGUGGAUGGCGCUUAAUGCCUUUCAAACAACUGGGCUCUGAGGUAUAGCAGAUACUACUGACACCCUAAUUAUUACAAUAUUAUUACAGGAGAUGGUAUGAGUUGGCUGUUAUUGAAGCAAUGCCACGGCAUAUUAGCCUGCAGUCAUCCACUAUUACACCCAUUUCCUUUUGACAAUAACUAAGUACUGACAUAUAAUGGAGUCAAAUGGGGUGAACAUGGAACCUGCGCAACUUUAGCCACCCUUCCUGAAUAAUAGUAACCUCAUUUAAAUCCCAUAUUUUGUUUCAAGGCAGGGAACUGGGUCCAAAUUUACUCCAACCAAACAGAGAUUAAGUAUAUCUCUGCUUCCAAUAGUCAGAGUUGAACCCCCUCCCCAAUUACACAAUUUACUUUUUUUCUCCCACCCUCCUAUCCAUAACUUUUUAUGUGUCUGCUUCCCCGAGCCUCAAGAGGUGGUGUGAUACAUGAAUUUCUAGUUUUUUUCAAGGAUUACACUCCAGAGAUAUUCCAUUGUUUGUUUAACCCACUCAACACUGAUUGCCUGAUGCAAUCCACUUGUCUCUACUUCAGCUUGUAGGGAUGAGGGUGCUGCAAGGGAAGCAAUAAAACAGCUCAAAGAAGAGCAACCACAAGCGAAUGGUAAAUUUGUUUUCAGAAUAUACCUUUUAUUAUACAAGUUGUUCUUUUGCAUGGCAAUUAGAUACAGUUGUGUAAGCCUUAGAUUCACUCUCUGUGAUACUUAUGAUUUACAAAAAAGGUAAAGGCACACACGAGCCAAAGGCCCAAACAGCCCAGGCUAUCCUGGUUCCCUAGCAUGAAGCAUGCCUAGGAGUAGGAGUAUUGCUACUUCCCCAGCAUGGACAGGAUCCUAUAGUCCAUCACAGGGUUAACCCACAGAGGUAUUGUUGCCCAUACCAUUUAUACACCUGGGUAAAAAGAACUAAGGAAACAAUGCAAUGGGUGUUGCUUGAACCACCUCCAAACCCGGAGACUGAGGUAUUAAACUGCUAGGCCAUGCACACCUACUACUUAAUGAGUGCAGCCUCCUAAACAUAGCCUGUGCACAAACCCUAUAUUGUAUCUCUUGAGAUUGUCAAAUCAUCUGUGGACAGGCUAUCCCAAAUACCAGUUGCUCUUACUUUUCAUACUGUUUUACUCUUUAAAGUGAUUUGAAUUAAAACAGUGCAUUUGGAAAAAAAUACAUAAAAGUAUUUUUUUGUUGUUGUUUUUCAAACAGUUGAGUUUAUGGAGCUUGAUUUGGGAAGCCUUGGUUCUGUACAGAAAUUUGUAAAUGAAUUCAAGAAGAAGGAACUACCUCUUCAUAUCCUAGUGAACAAUGCCGGGAUUAUGUUUCCACCAUAUGGUACAACUGAAGAUGGCUUUGAGCGACAGUUUGGAGUGAAUCAUCUUGGACCUUUUGCUCUCACAAAUUUGCUAUUAGAUGAGUUGAUAAAGUGAGAGAAUAAGUGAAAUGAAAUUAUUUCACGUUAUAUAUAUAUAUAUAUGCCUCUGGCUAAUAUUUGUCAAAAAAUGAACUGUGUGUUAUUUGAGCAAAAUUACAGUCUGAAGAUGUUAAAAUACCACAUAUUAAUCAUUAGUGUGUUCUAUGUUUUGAAAUCAUGGUUUUACGAUGUCAGCUCUGUCAACACGGACACUGACGGGCCCAUAGAAAGUGUCCGUAUCAAUUAACAGGGUGUCCAUGUAGUGCUGGUUGAAUUUAGAGAAAAUGUAAGGGCUUUCUUUCCCUAGUGACAAAACAAAGUGUCCAUGAUAAAGAGGUGUUUGUAUUAAGGGGGUGUCUGUACAGCGGGGUUUGACAGUAUUAUGCAGUAAAUUAAGUGGGAUCUUCUGACAAUAUUUCACUAGAACAGGACAACAUUAGAAGUUCCAGAACCAUUAGAUCCGCAAAGAGUCUACAAACCAAAAUAGAAAUUAAGUAAGCUUUGGUAUGCAUUUGUAGGUGAAUAAACAAUUAUAAUUAUUAAUGAGACUUAAAAUGAAUCAUGCAAUUACAUGCGUCAGUGCGAUGGAUAAAUUCCAGACAGCAAAUUUAACUAUGGCAGCCUGACCAGCUGUUACACCACUGUACCAAGAGUAAUGAUAAUAACUCGCGAAAACUCUUGUAUUACAGGUCUGGCUCAGCACAAAGACGCUCCAGAAUUGUCACUUUGUCAUCCGAGGCACAUGUCCCGGGCACCAUUAAUUUUGAAGACCUACAGAGCAAGUAUGUGCAACUUAGUAAGAGCAGGGUAGCCUGGGGGAGGGGGAAGGGGGAACUCCUACAUGGAAAUGACAUGGGUGCUUGUCAUCUCACUUAGGAUAGGAAUUACAGGUUAUGGCUUCACUUAGGUUGUUGAUGACGAAAACCCAAUAUUUUUAACCAUGAAGUUAUCGCAAAAAACAAAAAUGCCCUCAUACUUUGUUGGAGUAUGGUCUCCUUUAGAUUAAUGGUCAAAUAAACGCUGAGCCACGCCCCGGUGGGUCUCCUAAGGGGUCAAUUCCUAUUUUCCGACGAGCAUCCCUCAGUCACUUUCAUGCGUCUCCACCGGGCGAAAUAAGGUUUUAUAUAGAAACAUUAUAUUCCAUGUGAUAACUCACUGCCGUUCCAUUAAGGGAGCCUGGAAAUUGCCAAUUGCAGGAGCCCAUAUGGACUCCUACCAAUUGUUGGGACCUGUCUCCAGAAAAGGAUCUUGGUUUUCCGGAAUAGUCUUGGAUAGGUACAAUAUUAAAUGAUACAGUUACGCAGCAUGGCCGAGCGUUGAGAGUGCUGGAAUUCUAAUUUGGAAGCUAUACUAUCGUCUUUUCGAAACGUCGAGUCUUAUGUUCCAAAAACCAACACCUUCUAAAUCCUACUGAGCCCGGUAUUCCAAGAUUGUCCUCUAAUUUUAGAUAACGAUAAUUCAGCGGAGACCCGACAAUUUUUGAUGCGUCACUCUUACUUCACGUAAUCUUCCUUUCUUAAAGUUAAGAAUUAUAAAAUAACGUCUAUUUGCUCUAUGAUGUUUGCAAAAUCUAUCAAAUCUUAUUGUCCGCUUCAAAAACUACAACAUAAAAACGCUUCUUAUUUUAAGACGAAAUCCGUCAGGAAAUUGAGUGGUUUUAAUCUUCAGCGGACAAAAACCUUGUACCAGAAUAUGGAAAAAUAAUUUAAACAAUAUGGCAUUCUUUUUUAAAACAUUUUCAAGAGUUAUAGAUGUAAUUAAUUAUCUGUAAUUCCACCAAAAAAAAUGCUAUGAGAGCCCGAGAAAAUGAAUGUCAAAUGUCACAAAGUGACAUCUUACAUACGAAAUUUUCAGAAUUUUACCUGUGUUUUCACAAUUCUUGUGAAAUUUGACAUUAUAUUUUCUCGGGCUCCCAUGAGAAAUAGUCUUUGGUGUUGUUACAAAUAACUAAUUAUAUCUAUAGCCCUUGAAAAAUGUAAAAAGGAAUGCGAUAUUGUUUACACUGUUCAGGAACAGGAUUUCGUCCACUGAAACUUGAAAUUACCCUAUUUCCUAAUGGAUUCCGUCUUAAGCUCUCAGUACGAUUUGGGAACACUAUUGUUACGUCAUCUAUUGGAGACAGGACCGCCAUUUUACGUGGUCAUGAGAUCUACGCGCGCGCAGGUCUAGCCGUUUGCAGGGCAAAGACAAUGCCUUCAUGUCACAGUUAUUUAAAGACCUUGGGUAUAAGAUGUCUGGUCCCGGGAGUCGAACCCACGACCUCCCGCUCUGAAGUCAAGCGCUCCACCGACUGAGCUAUUUCUGCUGCGGUUAAACUCAUUUCAACAAUCUCAUGUUAUCAUUAAUCAGAAGCAGCAAAACAUGUGCAGUGCAGUGUAUGAUUUCUUUACACACACCUGUCUCUGCUCCCCUAACAGAAUUUACUACUCUCCGCAUCUGAGUUACAGUCAAAGCAAGCUCGCCAAUAUUUUGUUUACCUACGAGUUGGCUAGACGCUUGAAGGCACGGAAUAGCCCUGUCAUGGUCAAUGCUCUUCACCCAGGCGUGGUCAACACAGACCUGUUCCAAUAUGUUCACUGGCUUGUAAGAAUACCACAAAACCUGUUAGCAAACUUAUUUUUUAUGGUAAGCACAGAUGUAUUUGUGAGGUAUUCUGAUUGUUUGCUUUGCUUUGCACUUUGGACUUGACUGUUUGGGCCUCCAAAUCAUGCAUGAGCGAGCUGAUGCAGUACAAUCUGCAAGCAAUGGGACAAGAAUUUUGUGUUGCAAUUGACAAAUCACAGCUUUAUUUUCACUGUCUAGUGGGGGAGUCUGUUAGGAAGCUUUUAUUUCUCUGUGGAAAUAAAGUCAGUUGCAUUAAAUUAGGAAGGAUUUUAAAGAAAAGUUUGGGAUAUUCAUAUUCGGUUCUCAAGAUUAGAUACUUUUCAAUUUUCUAUCGAUUUACUCAGGUAGGUUUGUCGAUCAGCACCGUAAAUGUUUAUCUUAAGUUGCUACAAAACGUGAACACCCAAAAGACGUUUUUGAUGGGAAUCCGUGACAAAAUAGGGGACAACGUUCCUCGUUAACUAUUAGUACACGUUUGAUUUUAAUCAACGUUGAUAUCCGUGCAAUCCCAGAAUACCGACCACGGGUCCUGACAUUUACUCAGCCAAUCCGCUAGACAUUCGUGUUACGUGUGCAGCCAUGGGUAUAUUUCAAUAUACGUUGUCGUAUUUAAGGCGUCAACCUGACUCAACUAGUCUGCAAGGUCUUGUGGGUAACUGAAAAUCCUUUGUAAUUCGAUCACGCGCCAUUGUCAGUGCCAUAGAUGGUAUAAAACGUCACAAUUGAUUUUUUAUGACAGAACGACUGCUUCAUGGCCAAAUGUGGAAGUAUUUUUGUUAAUUAGCAAGAUUGCUAAAUGUUCUCGUCACGUAUACCUUGAGAGCUGUGGAUUCUCCAUGCUGGACGCUACGUUAUGGAGAGAGAGAAACCACUGCGGACAACCGCUUGCUUUUCCGUCGAGCAUGCGCAAAAACGUGAUUCCUUCGUCAAAUGACAUUACUUCCUCUUGUUUCGCAGGAAACAUUAGGGACUUAAGACGUGACGACAACAAAGUAACAACUUUGCCCGUACAUCGCAGUUUUUUUUGUAUCUUUUUUUUUUGCCAUUUUUGCACGACUGCAACGUAAAAAUUUCUAAUUUCGCGUUUUAUGGGGAACGUAAAAAGAAACGGCGAAAAUUUAUUUCUCCUUCUGAACUUGUAUGUGGUCCCUAAGUAUUCAACUUCAACUGGGCUGUCCUACAUCGGCAAAGUAAGUGGUUUGGGAAAAUGGCGAUAAAGGCGGAAAGUGCGCAAAUUUAGAGCAUGCUCGCGUUAAGGCAGCAGUUAUAAGUUAGCGUAAGGAAAUGCGCGCGAGCCUCAACUUGUUUAAAAGCACGUUUUGCCUGUUCAAAGUUAAUUUAUUCCUCUAUGGCGCUGGACGGCGGCUCGAUCAGAGAAGCAAACGAUAGGUCCCAGUGGUUUCUCUCCCUUUGUAGCGUUACAUCCAGCAUGGAGAGGCUACUGCUAGCAGGGUACAGUGUACGUCGCGUAGGGCGUUCCGCAACGUUAAUUAAAAGAGAAAAGUGUACUUCAGAGAUAAUAAAAAUAAUAUACUAAUAUUAACACAAUAACAGGAUAGCCUCAUUUCGUUUAUUUUAGACCCCUAAGCAAGGAGCAGACAAUAGUCUUUACGUGGCUCUAUCUCCGGAGUUAGAGGGUACAAGUGGAAAAUACUUUGUAAACUGCCUUCCGGUAAAGUCUUCGGAAGAAACAUAUCAUGAAGAUCUUCAAAGACGACUUUGGCAAGUUAGCUGUAAACUUACGGGCAUUCAAGAUUGACUUUGGUCAUACUAAUGAUUUAGAACUUUAAGAAGAAAAAAUCUUUACUUAUUUGUGACAAGGUGUCUUCUUAGAUUCAUAUAAUAAACCUGGGAAGAGAUGCCAACAAGUUGGUUGGCCAUUAAAACUAUUAAAUAAAAUGUCUUACUGGUGGGAAAUAGAAGGUAAUGCGUACAUGACAAUAUUUUUCUAAAUAAGUUCCAUUGUGCUCGCGAAUUAACUAACCAGAGAGCCGCUUUAGAGUAGUGCUGGGUGACCCGAAUGACUGUAAUGACUCCAUUGAACUUGGAUUUGGAUAUGUGUCGAAUCCACUUGGAAGAGAAUCACGUACUAGUUUUUGCACUUACAUCAGGUUUAUUCUGUAUACUGUAAUUUUCUGAUUACACACUUCUGGAACGCUGAAGACUCCGAGGGAAAGGGAGUAUAAAAUGCCUGGU